Pestalotiopsis fici W106-1 is the source of this 2640-nucleotide messenger RNA. Its product is annotated as Cutinase transcription factor 1 alpha. Gene Ontology annotation, biological process: DNA-templated transcription. Lineage: Eukaryota; Fungi; Ascomycota; Sordariomycetes; Amphisphaeriales; Sporocadaceae. Gene Ontology annotation, molecular function: zinc ion binding; DNA binding. The coding region runs from base 1 to 2640 and encodes 879 amino acids. The transcript has 3 exons. The record is from RefSeq and is a predicted model, not a curated record.
AUGCCAUCGUCUCCAGCAAAUCCAAAAGUGAGCCAGUUGACUAAAGCAGUAUUCCACAGGCACAAAUUGCGUCGCUUUCCAAAUAGAAUGCAAGAUUCCUGCGCCAAAAAGGAAGAAGCCCAGCGGAGCUGGUGGCAAGGACUCCGACAGGUUCCCAGGCCGACAGUGUACCACUCUACUGAAGGAACACCAGCAACUACGUUAACAGAGGCUCAAGCGAGGAAAGAGGAAGUUGAUAACAGCACCUUUGUUGACCUUGUUAUGAAACCAAAGUUCACGAGAGCACCAAUCACCGAAGCUGGCCGGGUUGCCUUUCUAGGCGAGUCAUCGAACCUGACCCUACUGGUACACGAUCGCCAAGGGUCCUCGGAUGUGGUACACUACCCACUACCGGACAACGUCAGAGGGUCGAGAGCACGCUUGACUGAACUGGACAAUAUUGAAAUCGACAUUCUUCACCAAAGAGGAGCCUUCCUGCUUCCACCAAGGGCGCUAUGCGAUGAGCUGAUUGAAGCGUAUUUCCGCUGGGUCCACCCGAUAGUUCCAGUGGUCAACCGUACUCGGUUCAUGCGGCAGUAUAGAGAUUCGAAGAAUCCGCCGUCGUUGCUCCUCUUACAAGCUAUACUCUUGGCUGGAUCGCGAGUCUGCACAAAUCCCCAGCUCAUGGAUGCUAACGGGUCGACAACACCAGCAGCUUUGACUUUCUAUAAGCGGGCAAAGGCGCUGUACGACGCCAACUAUGAGGACGAUCGAGUCACCAUUGUUCAAUCUUUAAUCCUGAUGGGAUGGUAUUGGGAAGGGCCCGAGGACGUCACCAAGAAUGUCUUUUACUGGAGCCGCGUCGCAACCAUUGUUGCUCAAGGAUCUGGGAUGCAUAGGACAGUAGAGGAGUCACAAUUGAGCAAAACCGACAAGCGGCUCUGGAAGCGCAUAUGGUGGGUGCUCUUCACCCGCGAUCGAUCUGUCGCCGUUGCUUUGGGUCGCCCGGUCCACAUCAAUCUAGACGACGCGGACGUAGAGAUGCUUACAGAAGACGACUUUAUCGAGGACGAAGGUGACUAUCCCAGCCCAUAUCCUCCAGAUCCAAUCCACGUCCAAUUCUUCUUGCAGUACGUCAAGUUGUGUGAGAUCAUGGGUCUGGUCCUAUCUCAGCAAUACUCUGUCGCAUCCAAGGGCCGCCAACGGAAUGCCAUAGAUCUAACGCAUAGCGACAUGACUCUGGCAGACUGGCUGCAAAACUGCCCCAAAAACGUAUACUGGGAGAUGCCGCGACACCACUUUUGGAGCGCACUUCUGCACGCCAAUUACUAUACGACUCUAUGCCUCCUACAUAGAGCACACAUGCCGCCCAACACUCACUAUGCCAGCAAAUUUCCAGACGACUCAUCCUAUCCAUCUCGGAACAUUGCCUUCCAGGCUGCUGGAAUGAUUACGUCAAUCAUUGAGAAUCUGUCAGCCCACGAUGAGCUUCGAUAUUGUCCGGCUUUCAUCAACUACAGUUUAUUCUCUGCCCUGAUCAUGCACGUCUAUCAAAUGAGAUCCCCCGUGCCUUCGAUCCAGCAAGUCACGCAUGACAGGAUACGUACCUGCAUGGCUGCUUUGAAGGAUGUUUCAAAGGUUUGGCUAGUCGGCAAGAUGGUGUAUACACUGUUCGAGGCUAUUCUGGGCAAUCGAACCUACGAAGAAAGGCUUCAAAAGGCUGCCGGAAAGAGACACCAUAAAAGAGUACAACAGACCAUGGCGCAAUUGGAACAACACCAGCAAGCACAGCAACAACAGCAGCAGCAGCAGCAACAACAACAACAACAACAGCAGCAGCAGCAGCAGCAAAGGCCGCAGGAAGCGGCUAAGAGGAAAUACGACGAGAUGGCUAUUGAUUUCAGUGUUAAUACACCGACGCCACAAGAGUCGUACGAAAGAUCACGCCCACAGACGCCAGCGCACACGAGGAACGAACAUAGUCAUCCACAAAUGGGACCACCUGGCGUAACAUCACCACAUACGCGGCCGGGUGAUGCUUUCAUGGGCGGCAGCAAUAGCCGACCACACACAAGGCCAGCAACGCCAUUUAAUCCUUCAUUCUCGGUCCCCGCUACGCCACCCGACUUAUACCUGGUCACAAGAAAUUCCCCCAACUUAUCACAAGCAAUUUGGGAGAAUUUCCAGCCUGAUCAGCUAUUUCCGGAGAACACAAUGGUUCCACAGUUUCCUCAAAUGUCACCCACGCAAGGCGGCGGCGGCGGCCAGGGACUGGAUCCGAAUCUGAUGGCACAAUUCCAGAACAUGCCCGGAAACGCACAGAUGUCGAAUGCGGCUGCCCAGCAUUUCCAACAGCAGCGCGCACCAACUGGCUCGAAUCACAACAACAGAAAUCAAAGUGGAAGCCCAAAUCAACAGCACAACAAUCUUCUAAAUCCCAACAUGGUCCAGUUCCAAGGUCAAGGGGGCAAUAUCUGGCAAGGAGCAGGAGUCGAUGGUUUGCCUGAUGGACCCAGUCCUAGCGAUAGCUGGAGCACUGGCUCCGCCGUCGGCCAACCAGUGCCGGCCACUCUGAACGUAGAGGAUUGGUUCCAAUUUUUUGGCAUAAAUGGCAAUGAUGUGAACUUGGCGAACCUGGACAUGGGCAUGGGGACUUCCUAG